Carcharodon carcharias (great white shark) is the source of this 4790-nucleotide messenger RNA. RefSeq names its product zinc finger, CCHC domain containing 14 (gene zcchc14). NCBI's taxonomy places the organism in Eukaryota, Metazoa, Chordata, Chondrichthyes, Lamniformes, Lamnidae. The transcript has 13 exons. The record is from RefSeq and is a predicted model, not a curated record. Bases 486 to 3692 code for a protein of 1068 amino acids. Gene Ontology annotation, molecular function: phosphatidylinositol binding; zinc ion binding; nucleic acid binding.
AGUCCGCGUGUGCGCGGGGCCGGCGCGUUAACAGCCAGUGCGCGCGGCCGCCGAGGAGUCAAACACAAGAGACAACAAAUCGCUGUCAGAAACGGUGCGCGUCACACUCGAGGCCGCCAGCGAUUCAUUUAAGCGAACAGACCUGGGAGGGAGAGAAGGAAGGAAAGGUGGGGGGAGGCAAGUGGAAAGCGAUGGAGUGAAAAAGAAAAAACCGACGGCGUUCCUGCACGGCGCUAAUCCAGCCGUUAAAACAGCUGUUUGUCUCCAACCACCCCGCCCCCAACCGAGAGGAAAGUACAAAUCCACUCCCCCCCCCCCCCCUCACUCUCUCUUCAGCAGAAUCAAAAUGGAAAUUCUCCCUUAGCAAGCGGGAGAACGCCUAAGAAACCACAAUGCGGUGAAACUGAAAGUUGUGCUGGUAUUUUAAUCUGAUAUAUUGGCGAGGGGGUUGUCGGCCAGCCCCGGCCGGGAUUGUGUGGGAGAGGAUGAUGCAGAAGCAGCUGCAGAGGGAUGAGGUUUACCGUUGGUUCGGUGAGUUGAAUUCCUCUCAGAGAGUGGAUUUCAUCUGCGGGCUGCUCGACCUCUGUAUCCCCCUGGAGCUUCGCUUCUUGGGCUCCUGCCUAGAGGACUUGGCCAAGAAAGACUAUCAUUCUCUCAGGGACUCGGAGAUCAAAGCGAACAACGUGGCUGACCUGGCCAGCUUGACGAACAUGACGGACGAAGUGGUUCGCAGCAAACUCAUCGUUUCCUUGGCCUUGUUGUGCUCCGACAACAGGGAGGCGUCCGGGGUCUUGUACCGCACCCUUACCCACAUCGAUUCUGUGAUCAACAACUAUGGCCUUCAGCUUCACGACAGGACUGGCGACGAAUUCCUGCUCUUGUUCACCAUGGCUUCCAACCACCCUUCCUUUACCUUCCACCAGAAACAGGUUCUGAGGCAGGAGCUGCUGGAGAUCCAGAGGAUUAUUGAUAGUACUUCCAACACAAACACCGUUCCCGUCACGACCACAACAUCAGUUACAACUGCAACCAACUGGGAUAGUAGCUCGGCUGUAUGUAAGGUAAUGCACAAAGCUGAUAGUGGUGUACACUGUUUGGAGAAUACAUUACAGACAUCAGCACAUUCCUGUGAUGAAUCCUCCCAAAAACGGCCUUCAGGCAAGCAUUCAAGAAUAAACAUCGAAAGGAUAGAUGUAAGAGGGUUACAGCACAAGAAGAAUGAGAAGACUGCUGAAUAUUCCUUUGAGGUCCUGUGGUCAGAUUCUUCAAUGACUUUCGUAACCAAGUCUUAUCGUGAACUGAGAGAAUUUCUAGCAAAGCUUCCGCAAAUGUUCCCAGAUGAGAAUUUGGAAAAUUCCAUUCCAGAAACCACCAAUCAUGACUGUUGUUACACAGAAGAGAGAAAAUAUGCAGAUCUGGAACCAUAUCUAAGAUACCUGUUAUCUUUGCCAUCUCAUAUGUUAAAAAAUGAUCAUAUACAGAAAUUUUUCAGUACUGCCACAGCCAAUCACCCUACUCAACAUUUAAAUCCCAGCUCCAUACCAGUGAUGCUGCAUAAAGCUAACACAAGCACUGGUGCAGCUGUAAGGCCAAUAUGUGGUGUAGCCAGCAUCCAGUGUUCUUAUAACACACUGCAGCCAUCAGUCUCUGCUUCUUCAUGCUCACAUUCAGUCAGUGGAAGCUCUGCAUCAGUUACUUGGCCACAGGCUGAAAGCCUGAGUCCACAGAAUCCAGAACAAAUUGGUAUUCUAGACUGGCUUAAAAAGUUACGUCUGCACAAGUACUAUCCUGUUUUUAAACAACUUACAAUGGAUAAGUUCCUCAGUCUUACUGAAGAAGACCUGAACAAGUUUGAAACACUCACAUUAGGAGCAAAGAAAAAACUGAAGAUGCAAUUAGAACUUGAAAAAGAGAAGUCUGAGAAAAGAAAUAUCAACAGUAUGGGUCAGUCAUCUGUUUCCAGUGCUGGAAUUGCACGAGUUACACCAACAAGUCAUUUUGGUCCUAUUCACUCGAUUCGCUGCAUUCCUACUGCAGAACUCCGAGUGGAGGUAGAACAGCACAGUCGCAUGGGAACUAAAGAUAGCGGAUCUUCCUCUGAAUAUUCCAGUUCACCAUCAAGUCCAAUAGGAAUCCAGGGAAGGGAGGAGAGUUCAGAUAGUGCAGAUGAAAAUGACAGACAUCCAGAGACCGCAUUGGACGUUCAAAUAAAGGAGAAACCGACAAUGUUAUCAACUCACCUGAGCAACCUAAACCCUGGGUCAUGGAGACCCACAGCACAAGUCUCACCAGUGCAAAAUGAAACUGGAUUGACGCACCCCAGCCAUGUAUCUUCAGCCAUUUCCACUGUACAGUUCAUGCCAGUGAUCUCUUCAAACAUCGCUCCCAGUCGAAUGCUCAAUUCAGUACGGAAAUCGGAAAGAGGCAGUUUUGACAUAAAGCCUAUUACUGGCAUUUCUUCUCCAAUUCAUACAAGUUUAUCUGUUGAUCUUGGAAGCAAACUUCAUGAAGGACCUGGCAGUAGCAUCAAAGUAGAAAAAAAGUUUGGCUCUCUUGGAGCCAUGGUUGUUGAUGUAAUGCCAACUUCUCCACUUCAGGCUUCCCAAAUAUCUACUAGUGUUUCGGAAAACAGUGGGAUUCCAUCUAAAGUUGUAAACUUUGGGAUUAGAACUAAAGUUGGACCUCCUCCUUCCAUAGAUACUGCACCCAAAACAGCUCAAUUAUCAAUACCGAGAGCGGACACCAGUUCUUCCAUUACUGUAACAUCUAACUCUGCAUAUAAUGUUUCUCACCCCCCAGUGAAACUUCUUGUCUCCUCCUCCAUUCCGACAGAACCUAUGCUGGUGGGACAGACUGCCUAUAAUAGUGUUGUACAAGUAAAAAGUGUCUCACCUGCUGUAAUAAGCUCAAGGACAGUUCCUUAUUCAGCCAACACCAAAGUUGCCUUUUCAACAAUUCAGUGUUCACCUAUAACUUCCAUCUCUGGCACUUUCUGUACAAAUAACAACAAUACACCCGCCAAUAGCCACCCUUCUGUGUCCUUCACAAACAUUGUGAGUGUGCCAAAUUGUCCAAUCCCUAGCUCCAGCCCAACCCUUUCCUCUGUGGCUGAAAACAGUUAUAUUAACAGCAAUAAUGGUACUGGUGGCUCAGGAAUGAAUAUCCCUAUGCAGCAGCAGCAAACUGGGUGUAAUGUGUGCAGUUCAUGUGGCUGCAGUGGAAACUGUGGUUCAAAUCCUGUGACAAUUAACUAUGCCAAUUACUUCCAAAGCCCAUUUUCAGGGCAUUCAGUGUUAACUUUUCCAAUUUUCCCAUUCAGUCCUUUAUGUAACAGUGGUUACAUCAGCACCCAAUACAAUAACGGUACUGCCUUUCCCUAUCCAGUCGUCCCACCUCCUGCUUAUAAUACUGGUUUAACUCCUGAUUCCAUCUUAAGUGGGCAGUCGAACUUUGUCAUGCCUCCCAUGCAGAAUUUCCUGGGUGGUACAGCUGCAGUAUAUCAGACGCAAAACAUGCUAGGAAGCACAAAUGGAUCAGGACAUAAAAAGAAUGGGCAUAUUUCAUGCUACAACUGCGGGGCUAAUGGGCAUCGAGCUCAGGACUGCAAGCAGCCAGCUAUGGAUUCCAAUCAGCAAGGUACUUUUAGAUUGAAGUACGCCCCUCCGUCUGAAAGUAUGGAUUCGGCAGACUAGCAUUUGGAAAUGCACAUUAGCAUGAAUCACAAUGUGCCAUUGAGUAAACCAAUAGUAGGUACAAAGAAAGAUGCAAAGAUGUUCAGUGGAUAUCUUGCCCUGCUAAAUUAAUUCCCUGCUGUUUUUAUCCAAAGGUGCUUUUUUAAAAAAAAUAAAUCUUAUACGGGGAUAGAAACUACACUACGCAUGCACUAGCUGUAAAUAUAAUUGAGUGAGUUUCAAGAAGUAAUGGCUAAAACCAGAAUCAUUGUGUUUAGCAAAAACUGUGCAAGGACAUUGCACAAAGAAAAUGGAAUUUAUCCAGAACUAUUAGAUACUAUGGAUGUUCCUACAAACUAAAACACAACAGCAGAACUAUUUUCCUUUUGAUUGCCUAUUACUGUACAGCUUUACAAGAAUGGAGAAAAGGGGAAAACUCCAGAAAGAGGAACAAAGAACUCUUUUAAAGAAUUUGCUAUUAUAUUUACAAUGCAAUAUUGAUGGAGCACAGCAGAGUUGACCAAAGUACUCUUGUCUGAUCAACAAGAUAGGGAAGAUGUUUGGAAAACCAAUGCUGAAAGAACAAAAAGACUCUACAGUCUCUGCGAAGAUGCUUUGAGCAUAAGUUUGGCUGUGUGGGAAAGCUUGUUUCUGUUUUUGUAAGGUUCUUCAACUUGUAUAUUUUUAAGAGAGAGACCUUUACAUGUAAAAAGAUGCAAACAAAUAUUUUUUGUAAAUUUAGUGUGUUUUUUGUAGAAAUAUGCUGUCAAGUUCUCCUGAAUCAAUUUGUCAUGUUUACAAGUGUUUGUGUGUGUGUGUGUGUGCGCGCGUGCGCGUGUGUGUAGCCAAAGGCUAAUGCAGAAGAACCUUUACACAUGUCCAUAUUUAAGGAGAACACUGAAUAUGUCUGUAUUUAAGGAGAACAUUGAAUUAGUCCUGCAACCUGUAACCUGGAUGAACUUACAUAUCACACUAAGCAAAGUCAGUUUACUCUUCAGUGUGAAAAGGAAGCCUGUUGUUUUCUGUCAACAUUUGGAACACAAAAAUUGAUGUUUGUUUUUCAUCCAUAAGAAGGAAAUCUUGGUUUACUAAAGUAAAAGUUGGAAACAUUUUGCUUCA